Messenger RNA from Zymoseptoria tritici IPO323, 1500 nucleotides. RefSeq lists its product as uncharacterized. The transcript has 2 exons. Bases 1 to 1500 code for a protein of 499 amino acids. NCBI's taxonomy places the organism in Eukaryota, Fungi, Ascomycota, Dothideomycetes, Mycosphaerellales, Mycosphaerellaceae. Gene Ontology annotation, molecular function: oxidoreductase activity. The record is from RefSeq and is a predicted model, not a curated record.
AUGACCUCCCGCGACGGAUACACAUGGACGCCCACGUCUGGCCUCGUUGCUGGAGUCCCCUCUCUCGGCGUCAUAACACCACCCACGAAUAUCGUAACCUCCGAAGCGGAGUACGAUGUCAUCGUCGUUGGCGCAGGCUACUGCGGCCUCACAGCUGCGCGGAAUGCUGCUGUCGAAGGGCUGAGAGUGCUCUUGCUCGAAGGCCGAGACCGCGUCGGAGGUCGAUCGUGGUCGUCGAAUAUUGAUGGUUAUCCAUUCGAGAUGGGAGGCACGUGGGUGCAUUGGGGUCAGGCGAAUACUUGGAGAGAGGUCGUGAGGUAUAAGAUGGCGAACGAUGUGGAGAAGUCAUUCGACUUCUCUCGUGGUGUCCGUCAUUUUGAACUGAACAUCGGCGACCAAGGCUCGACGAUGAGCCAUGAGGAUGAGGAUGCACUUCUCGCGGCAGCUUUGAACAAGUUCACGAAUGUCGAUGGAUCGUAUGGAAGAGAUGUCAUCCCUUUGCCAUACGAUACCUUCCACACACCCACUGCGACGAAACUCGACGACCUUUCCGCCCAGGACCGUAUUCAUGAGAUCGCCGGAUCGCUUUCUCCAGACGAGCGUGCCGCCCUCGAAUCGUUCGUUCUCCUGUGCAGUGGAGCCACUCUUUCGACCAUGAGCUUCCUGGAAUUCAUGCACUGGUGGGCCAUUUGUGGCUACACCUAUGCAGGCUGCAUGGACAUGCUCAUUACCUGGAAGUUCAAGGGCGGACAAUCCACGUUUGCAACCAAAUUCUUCCAGGAAGCUCUCGCAACGAAUCGUCUCGCAUACGCUUUCAACACUCCAGUCCAGCGUAUCCAGGAUACAGGCGAAAAAGUCCGGGUCACAACCCGCGAUGGCCGCCAAUACCACGCGGCCCGGCUGAUCUCGGCCAUUCCCUUGAACGUCUUGGGCGGUGUGGCCUUCGAUCCGCCCCUCAGUGCCGGUAAAAGAGCGGCCAUCGCAAAAGGCCAUGUGAAUCAGUGCACCAAAGUCCACGCAGAGAUUUCGAACCCAGAUCUCCGCUCCUGGACAGGCGUCACGUAUCCACACAACGAGCUCAUGUACGCCAUUGGCGAUGGCACGACACCUGCAGGAAACACUCACAUCGUCUGCUUUGGUGGGAGCAACAAACACUUCGAUCCCGAGACAGACAUCGACGCGACCAAACGUGUAGUCACGAGCAUGUUCGUGCAACAGAAGGCCGAGCCGGAAGUUGAGAGAUUGGUUUUCCACAACUGGUCGAAGGACGAAUUCGCAAAGGGCGCAUGGUUCUUUUCGGCACCUGGGUUCCUUGCAAAGCAUCUCGAGCAUAUGCGGGAGAGGCACGGAAAUGUGCUGUUUGCCAACUCGGAUUGGGCCGUAGGAUGGAGGAGCUUCAUCGAUGGUGCAAUAGAGGAAGGUACCAGGGUUGCUCUGGAAGUACGGGAGGAGUUGGCGAUGGCGGCGAAGGUCCACACUGCGGCGACGGCGAGGCCGUGA